Megalops cyprinoides (Indo-Pacific tarpon) is the source of this 12675-nucleotide messenger RNA. RefSeq names its product dynein, axonemal, heavy chain 6 (gene dnah6). Gene Ontology annotation, cellular component: dynein complex. The transcript is spliced from 78 exons. Gene Ontology annotation, biological process: microtubule-based movement. Gene Ontology annotation, molecular function: dynein intermediate chain binding; ATP hydrolysis activity; ATP binding. The record is from RefSeq and is a predicted model, not a curated record. Lineage: Eukaryota; Metazoa; Chordata; Actinopteri; Elopiformes; Megalopidae.
AUGUCUUCGCUUUCUCUUAGAGGGCUUGGUGGAACCGGGGGUGCGGACGACCAAGGCAGGGUGAAGAAGGAGGUGCUGCCCGUGCCGCACGGGCGGGUGGAUGUUGACCGGCUCCGGGACAGGCUGGUCAGUGCCGCCCCUGGCCAGUCCCGUAGCCACCCGCACGCCCUCCUCUUCACCCACUGCACCAAAGCCCAGGAGCGACGGAGGGAGAGGGAGCGCCCUCUAGAGGUGGAGAUCCUGCCAGCUCUAAAGAGAUAUCAGGACCAGAGGCGGCCAGAGUACAUCCACAGGAAGAACCGAGAGAAGCUGAUCAGCAUGGGCUGGACGCCACCCUCCCCCUCCUUGCCUGUGGAGAAGCCGCCGUCCGCAGUGCAGCUGCCUGAACUGCCGGACCGUGUCAAGGAAAAGCAGGUGCAGCUCACACAGAGCCAGCUAUUUUCCCCUUCGCCUCCAAAAAAACCCCGUUCCUCGGUCGGGGGUGUGCCGACACCAGUUCCGUCCCCGAGCCCCGCCCCGUCUCGGCUCCCGUCCCCUCUUCUGCUUUUCGCAACCGUGGAGGACGCCGUUAAAGCGAAGAUCCGUGGACCCCUCGAUAUCAUUCGCAUUGUGCAAAACAAUCCCCACCUCGGCUUCCUCUACAUGACCCCGGCCGUGCCCAAGUCCUCCAUCAAAUACGACGCGUUCAACCUCAAGGUGGUGACCUACACAAACAUCAACAAGGCAGAGUACUACACCAUCAGCCAGAGCGGGGUCACCCACGUCCACAACGGGAAGGUGGACUUCAUGACGCUGGAGCGCUGGGAGUACGAGUACCGCUGCCACUGCCAGCUCCUGACCAUCCCGCUCUUCGCCCGCUUCCGCAAGUGGAAGGCCUUCCACGUGUGGCGGACCAACGUGCGCUCCAAAAACUUCAACCUGUGCAAGGACACGCUGCAGCGGCACCUCUUCAUCGUCAACGAGUCUCUGCGGCCGGCGCUGGUCGACAUCCGCGAGAUGUGCUUCCGGAUCAGCGACAUGGGGCUCUGCCGCAUCGCGAAGGGGCACACGUACACGCUGGAGGAGUUCAAACACGCCCAGUACAAACAGCUGGAAGAGGUGUCUGCGCGCCUGGAGGAGUUCAGGGAACUGGUGAAGGAGGUGGCAAGGACCGCCUGCCGCACUGCUCUGCGGGAGGCGGGAUUCACCCCGGACUACAGCACCUGCGAGUCAGAGUCUCCAGGGGAGGGGGAUGAGAGCAGGAUCUCGCAGGAGAUGGAUCUGCUGUUUGAAGAGCCAUCAGAGAAGAUGAGCUACACUGAGCAGGCCAAGAAGAGGUUUCAGUGCAGGAGGUUGACCUGCUUCAUCCGGCUGGCUGACUUCCUGAUUGUGAACACCAUGCACAUUCUGGUGGUCAACUCUGUCACCACACUGCUGAAUAUCCUGAGGGAGAAGAUCCAGUGCACCCCCCCGCAGGAGCUCAUCCAGAGCUGGGAUGCCCCAGAGACUGGGGAUGACACGGAAAAGAAGGUAUAGAUGCAACCAACAGUUCACAUCACCACACUGCCCAUGUUCGUGACAAAGCUGAUGCUGGAGACGCAUGCCUUGUCCUUCGAGCCAUCAGUGGAGGACUUCCAGACCUGCAUUUCUGAUAUCGUCCAACGAUUCCAGCACACGGUGCUGUCUAUGGAUCCCCUAGCGCCUGACAGCUACUUCAACGCCUUCACCCAGCCCAUAAUCAAUGGCAAGGUGGAGGAGAAGCUAUGUGGAGACGGGCCAAGCGUGGAGGCCAUGCUGGAGGAAGACAAGCACCUGCAGGCUGUCAUCCAGAACAUAAAGGAAGCCCUCCAGGUCGCAUUUGAUUCUGCAAACAUGUAUGCCCAAACCUUCGAUGGGGUCCGCCUCUUCUUCAAGGAGAACGAGAGCCUGGACCUCGACGCACUAGAAGAGGAGGAUCAUGAUGUGGAUUUCUUUAAGGACAGACUGGAGAGGUACCAUGGCCAACACGAGCAGGCCAUCAACAUCAGAGCUAAGAGGAAGAUCGGCCUGCUGCUGAUUGACACCACGCAGCUAAAAGAGACGCUGAUACCGUCCCCACUACGCUGCCUUGAGGCCAUUAACAAAAUGUUACCAGUUUUGGCCAAGAAGAGGAUGGAUGACAUCAUCGCUGAAGCACAGGAUGCACAGUUCAAACUGAUGACCACGCCCGCGACAACUGCUGAGUUCGUUCUCUCCCUGACUUUCCUGGAGGAGAUUUCAGAAAGGAUUGAGAUAGUGGAGGUGCAAUCGGAGACGGUGUCCAGCCUGUUUGAGCUGAUCGAGCAGUACCACGUCCCCACGGCGGCCGAGGACAUGGCGGUCUACGCCACCCUGAAGCCGUCCAUCUCCAAGGUGCGCAGCGCCAUCGACAAGGCGGUGGGCGAGAAGGACGCCAACAUCAGCAAGUUCUGCCAGAACUUGCAGCACGACAUCGCCGAGCUCAACAAGGAGGUCAGGAGGGUCAAGGAGCAGGCGCAGAAUGCGCUGAUCCUGGACGUUAAUGCAGAGAGGCCAAAGGUGAAGCUUCUGCUGGGAGAGAUUCAGAUCUCCAUUGACGAGCUGCAAUCACAGGCCUCCCAGUUUAAGUCAUUCCAAAAGAACUUCAAGGUGGAGGUGACGAGGUACGACGAUCUGGAGGAGCUGACCGCCGAGGUGAAGCUGAAGCAGCUGCUCUGGGACUCCCUGGAGGAGUGGGACGUGCUGCAGGCCACCUGGAUGGAGAGCAAGUUUGAGGACCUGGACCCUGAGGAUCUGAGCGCUCAGGUGACAAAGUACAUCAAGUACAUCAGCCAGCUGGAGAAGGGCCUGCCGCCCAGCAGCGUGGUGCCCAAGCUGAAGGAGCAGGUGGAGACCAUGAGAGAGAAGCUCGCCGUCAUCACAGACCUGAGGAACCCGGCCCUGAAGAAGCGGCACUGGGACAUGCUGGAGCGGAUCGUGAAUGCCAACCUGCUGGAGGGGCCUCCCACACUCGCCACACUGCAGGAGCUUGACAUCUUCAGCUUCGCCGACCAGAUCCAGGAGGUGUCAGGCCAGGCUUCAGGGGAGGCCUCUCUGGAGAUCAUCUUGAAAAAGGUGGAGGAAUCCUGGAAGACCGCUGAGUUUGUGGUGCUGCCCCAUCGCGACUCUAAGGACGUGUUCAUUCUCGGGGGAACGGAUGAGAUUCAGGUGCUCCUGGACGACAGCGUGAUCAAUGUCGGGACCCUGGCAUCCUCGCGCUAUGUGGGUCCCAUCAGGGUGCGGGUGAAUGAGUGGCAGAAGCAGCUGGCUCUGUUCAGCCAGACUCUGGAUGAGUGGCUGACGUGCCAGAGGAACUGGCUGUAUCUGGAGAGUAUCUUCAGCGCCCCAGACAUCCAGAGGCAGCUGCCCACCGAGGCCAAGAUGUUCCUGCAGGUGGACAAGUCCUGGAAGGAUAUCAUGAGGAAGGUGAACCGGAUGCCAAACGCCCUGCGUGCCGCCACUAAGCCAGGUCUACUGGAAAUCUUCCAGAAUAACAAUGCCUUACUGGACCAGAUACAGAAAUGUCUAGAGGCGUAUCUGGAGUCAAAGAGAGUCAUCUUUCCCAGGUUCUACUUCUUGUCAAAUGAUGAGCUGCUGGAGAUCCUGGCGCAGACGCGGAACCCACAGGCUGUGCAGCCUCACCUACGCAAGUGCUUUGACGCCAUCGCCCGUCUGGAGUUCGCUCUCCUGCCCCGCCCUCCCUCCAAGGCCCAGGGCGUCGCCCCCAAGGCAGAAGAGAAGUCCUACACCAAUGACAUUCUGGCCAUGGUGUCUCCCGAAGGAGAGAAAGUGGGCCUGGGUAAGGGCUUGAAGGCUCGUGGGAAUGUGGAGGACUGGCUGGGGAAGGUGGAGGAGGCCAUGUUCUCGUCCCUGAGACGCCUCAGCAAGGCCGCCAUCGCCGACUACCAGAACAGACCCAGGGUGGAGUGGGUGGUGGCAGGACACCCCUCCCAGGUCGUGCUCACUAUCUCCCAGCUUAUGUGGUGCCGUGACUUGGACAACUGCUUGGAAGGUGACCAUGACCACUUCCAAGCCCUGCAGGAGUUUGAAAUAAUCAACUUUGAGAGACUAAACGCGCUGGCUUCGCUGGUGCGUGGCCAGCUUCCCAGCCUGCACCGCAACAUCAUAACCGCCCUCAUCACCGUCGACGUGCACGCCCGUGACAUCGUCACAGACCUUGUCAAGGAGGAGGUGGAUUCAAGCAGUAACUUUGAGUGGCAGAGGCAGCUGCGGUAUUACUGGGACCUGGAUUUGGACAACUGUGUGGCCAAGAUGGCGCUGUCCCAGUACAUCUACGGCUACGAGUACCUGGGCGCCUGUCCCCGCCUCGUCAUCACGCCUCUCACUGACCGCUGCUACCUGUGCCUGAUGGGGGCGCUGCAGCUGGACCUCGGAGGGGCUCCUGCAGGGCCGGCCGGAACGGGCAAGACAGAGACCACCAAGGACCUGGCAAAGGCACUGGCCAUCCAGUGUGUGGUCUUCAACUGCUCUGAUGGGCUGGACUACAAGAUGAUGGGUCGGUUCUUCAGUGGCUUGGCUCAGUCGGGCGCGUGGUGUUGCUUCGACGAGUUCAACCGCAUCGACAUCGAGGUGCUGUCUGUCAUCGCCCAACAGCUCAUCACCAUCCGCAAUGCCAAGGCGGCCAAGUUGUCCAGGUUCAUGUUCGAAGGCCGCGAGAUCAAGCUAGUCAUGACCUGCGCCGCCUUCAUCACCAUGAACCCCGGUUACGCCGGCAGGACCGAGCUGCCAGACAACCUGAAGGCCCUUUUCAGACCCAUCGCCAUGAUGGUGCCGAACUACGCCCUGAUCGCCGAGGUCAUCCUGUACUCGGAGGGCUUUGAGUCCAGCAAGACCCUGGCCCGGAAGAUGACCCAGAUGUACAAGCUGUGCAGCGAGCAGCUCUCCCAACAGGACCACUAUGACUUCGGCAUGCGGGCCGUCAAGUCCGUGCUCGUCAUGGCCGGGUCCCUAAAGAGAGAGAACCCACACCUGUCUGAAGAUGUGGUGCUGAUCCGUGCGCUGAGAGACUCCAACCUCCCCAAGUUCCUCACAGACGAUGCUGUGCUCUUUGGGGGCAUCCUGUCCGACCUGUUCCCGGGCGUGAGCAUCCCGGAGCACGACUACGGCGUGCUCCAGUCCACCAUCGAGGACUCGCUGGUGCGGCGGCGCCUGCAGCCCCUGCCCAGCAUCACCAACAAGGUGAUCCAGCUGUACGAGACCAUGAUCGUGCGGCACGGCGUCAUGCUGGUGGGCCCCACCGGCGGCGGCAAGACCACCGUCUACACCAUCCUGGCCGACGCGCUGGAGGCGCUGCACGGCGCCGGCCACCAGAGCGCCUUCUACCAGCCGGUCAAGACCUACGUGCUCAACCCCAAGUCGGUGACCAUGGGCGAGCUGUACGGGGAGGUGAACCCGCUGACGCUGGAGUGGCGGGACGGCCUCAUGGCCCUGAGCGUGCGUGCCGGCGUCAACGACGAGAGCGACGACCACAAGUGGAUCGUCAGCGACGGGCCCGUGGACGCCCUGUGGAUCGAGAACAUGAACACCGUGCUGGACGACAACAAGAUGCUCUGCCUGGCCAACAGCGAGAGGAUCAAGCUCACGCCCUCUAUCCACAUGGUGUUUGAGGUCCAGGAUUUGGCUGUAGCUUCUCCUGCCACGGUCAGUCGCUGUGGGAUGGUAUACAUUGACUCCAGUGAACUCAAGUGGAUGCCAUAUGUUCAGACCUGGAUCACAGGGCUGUCAGAUAGACUUUCUGAGGAGAUGCAGACAUACCUGCUGGAGCUGUUUGCUCAGUAUGUGGAGGCGGGGCUGCAGUUCGUCAGUAAGAACUGUGUCCAGGCCAUGGGGCAGGUGGACAUCAGCAAGGUGACCACUCUGUGCUGCCUGCUGGAGGCUCUGCUGCUGGGCCCAGGUGGACCCAACCUCGGAAUGGGGAUGAAUAAGCUUAGCAGCAUCCUGUGCCAGACGUUUGUGUUCUGCUACCUGUGGGCAGUGGGCGGGAACCUGACAGAGAGCCACUGGGAUGCUUUCGACUCCUUUGUCCGGCAGCAGUUUGAGGAUAACAGUGAGGCAAAGCUGCCCACCUCAGGAGACCUAUGGAGUGUGUACAUGGACUUCAGUCAAAAGCGCCUGGAGCCCUGGGAGAAGAUCAUCCCCGCCUUUGAGUAUGACGGGGACAUGCCCUUCUUUGAGAUGCUGGUUCCCACAGCAGACACGGUGCGCUAUGGCUACCUAAUGGAGAAACUCCUGUCUGUGCGCCACUCCGUCCUCUUCACUGGAAUUACAGGCGUCGGGAAGUCUGUGGUUGCUCGGGGGCUACUCAAUAGCAUCCAGGAUAAGGCAAGCUACGUACCCGUCUACAUCAAUUUCUCUGCCCAGACCUCCUCCGCGCGGACACAGGAGAUCAUCGAGUCGAAGCUGGAGAAGAAGAGGAAGACAGUACUGGGGGCUCCCUCAGGGAAGAAGGUGGUGAUAUUCGUGGACGACCUCAACAUGCCCAAACUGGACAGCUACGGCUCCCAGCCUCCCAUCGAGCUCCUGCGCCAGUUCCAGGACUUCGGUGGCUUCUACGACAGGGAGAAAUUCUACUGGAAGGCAAUUCAGGACAUGACGAUCGCGGCGGCCUGCGCCCCACCGGGCGGCGGUCGCAACCCGGUAACGCCCCGCUUCCUCCGCCACUUCAGCAUGCUGUGCCUGCCCACGCCCUCCGAGCACAGCCUCAAGCAGAUCUUCAAGGCUAUCCUGAGUGGGUUUCUGGCCGACUUCCCCGCGGCAGUGAAGCAGACGGCAGACAGCAUCGUGGAGGCGGCGGUGGAGAUCUACCAGCGUAUGAGCGUGGAUCUUCUGCCCACCCCGGCCAAGUCCCACUAUGUCUUCAACCUCCGAGAUCUCUCCAAGUGUGUGCAGGGGAUGCUGCAGUGCGACCCGGGCACGGUGCGGGACCAGAACCAGAUCUUCCGGCUCUUCUGCCAUGAGUGCCAGAGGGUCUUCCACGACCGACUCAUCAACAACGAGGACAAGACCUACUUCAACACCAUGGUCUCCGAGAUGGCCAGUAAAUAUUUUGGAUUCAACUUAGAGCCCAGUUACUUUGUGACCAAACCAAUCAUCUUUGGGGAUUUCAUCAAGGUGGGGGCAGACAAGGCUGACCGUAUAUAUGAGGACCUCACGGACAUAGAGAAAGUCCGCUCGGUUCUGAAGGAUUACUUGGACGAUUACAACAUGACAAACUCCAAGGAGACCAAGCUGGUUUUCUUCCAAGAUGCCAUUGAGCAUGUCUCAAGGAUCGCUCGCAUGAUUCGCCAGGAGCGGGGCAACGCCCUGCUGGUGGGCGUGGGGGGCACGGGAAAGCAGUCCCUGACCCGGCUGGCGGCGCACAUGUGCGGCUACCGCUGCUUCCAGAUCGAGCUGAGCCGCGGCUACAACUACGACAGCUUCCACGAGGACCUGCGCAAGCUCUGCAAGAUGGCCGGGGUGGAGGGGAAGGACACCGUGUUCCUCUUCACCGACACACAGAUCGUGGUGGAGGAGUUCCUGGAGGACAUCAACAACAUGCUGAACUCAGGGGAGGUGCCCAACCUGUUCGAGAAGGACGAACUGGAGCAGGUGCUGGCAGCCACCCGUCCCAAAGCCAAGGAGGCCGGCAUCUGCGAGAGCAACCGAGACGAGGUGUUCCAGUUCUUUAUCUCUCGCGUGCGGGAGAAGCUGCACAUCGUGCUGUGCAUGAGUCCAGUGGGCGAUGCCUUCAGGGCCCGCUGCCGAAUGUUCCCCUCGCUGGUCAACUGCUGCACCAUCGACUGGUUCGUCCAGUGGCCCCGGGAGGCCCUGCACUCCGUCUCCCAGACCUUCUUCCAGAAUAUCGAGCUGGGCAGCGACGAGAUGAAGGAGCGAUUCUCGGAGAUGUGUGUGGAGAUCCACGUCAGCGUGACGGAGCUGGCCGAGAGGUUCUACUCGGAGCUGCGGCGCCGCUACUACACCACGCCCACUUCCUACCUGGAGCUCAUCAACCUGUACCUCGGCAUGCUGGAGGAGAAGAGGCAACAGCUGGUUGCGGCUCGAGACCGUGUGAAGAACGGGCUGAUGAAGCUGUUAGAGACCAACGAGCUGGUGGACAAGAUGAAGGUGGAGCUGUCAGCCCUGGAGCCCGUGCUCAAACAGAAGUCCAUCGAUGUCAAUGCGUUGAUGGGGAAAUUAACUGUGGACCAGGAAAGGGCAGACAAGGUCCGCAGUGUGGUUAAAGAUGACGAGGCUAUAGCCAAGGUGAAGGCAGAGGAAACUCAGGCCAUUGCAGACGAUGCCCAGCGGGAUCUGGACGAGGCGCUGCCGGCCCUGGAAAGCGCUAACACGGCCCUGAAUGCCCUGGAUAAGGCCGACAUCUCUGAGAUUCGUGUGUUCACCAAACCGCCUGACCUGGUCAUGACCGUCAUGGAGGCCGUGUGCAUCCUGCUCAACAGCAAGCCUGACUGGUCCAGUGCCAAGCAGGUGCUGAGCGACUCCAACUUCCUGAAGCGCCUGAUGGACUACGACAAGGACAACAUCCGGCCGCACGUGCUGCAGAAGCUGCAGCGCUACAUCAACAACCCGGACUUUGUGCCGGAGAAGGUGGAGAAGGUGUCCAAGGCCUGCCGCUCCAUGUGCAUGUGGGUGCGCGCCAUGGACCUCUACUCCAGGGUCCUCAAGGAGGUCGGGCCUAAGAGGGAGAAGCUGGCCGCUGCACAGGCUGAACUGGACGUGACGAUGUCCACCCUGAGAGAGAAACAGAAGAAGCUCAAAGAGGUGGAGGACCAGAUCAAAGUUCUGCAGGACCAGUUCGACAGCAGCGUGGCCGAGAAGGAAGCUUUGGCAAAGACCAUGGCCCUGACGGAGGCUCGUCUGGGCAGGGCGGGGAAGCUGACGGCAUCGCUGGGGGACGAGCAGGUGCGCUGGCAGGAGAGCAUCGCCUACUUUGAACUGGAGAUCAACAACGUCAUCGGGAACGUGUUCAUCGCCGCCGCCUGCGUGGCCUACUAUGGAGCGUUCACCUCUCACUAUCGCCAGCUGCUGAUAGACCAGUGGACGUCUCGGUGCCAGGACCUGGGCAUCCCCAUCAGCGACGGCUUCAGCCUCGUCAACAUCCUGGGCGACCCCUACGAGAUCCGCCAGUGGAACGCCGAGGGGUUGCCCCGGGACACCGUAUCCACGGAGAACGGCAUCCUGGUGACGCGCGGCCGACGCUGGCCGCUCAUGAUCGACCCUCAGGAUCAGGCUAACCGCUGGAUCCGCUCCAAGGAGACCAAGAAUGGGCUGAUGGUGAUCAAGCUGACAGACUCGGGCUUUCUGCGUACCCUGGAAAAUGCCAUCCGCCUCGGCCUUCCUGUCCUGCUGGAGGAGUUGAAGGAGACUCUGGACCCAGCACUGGAGCCCAUUCUGCUGAAGCAGACCUUCGUGACAGGCGGGCGCACGCUCAUCCGCCUGGGAGACUCCGACAUCGACUACGACAAAAACUUCCGCUUCUACAUGACGACCAAAAUGGCCAACCCCCACUACCUUCCAGAGGUCUGCAUCAAGGUGACCAUCAUAAACUUCACUGUGACUAAGUCAGGACUGGAGGACCAGCUCUUGAGUGACGUUGUCCGUCUGGAGCGGCCAGACUUGGAAGAGCAGCGCAAUCAGCUGAUCGUGCGAAUCAACGCUGACCGCAACCAGCUGAAGGCCAUCGAGGACCGCAUCCUUAAGCUUCUGUUCACCUCUGAGGGGAACAUUCUGGACAAUGAGGAGCUGGUCCAGACCCUGCAGGAAUCCAAGGUGACUUCAGAGGCCAUCAAGUCACGCCUGCAGGAGGCAGAGUCCACAGAGCUGAUGAUCGAUGCGGCGCGGGAGAAGUACAGAAUAGUGGCCGCGCGCGGCUCUGUCAUGUACUUUGUCAUUGCUAGUCUGUCCGAGAUCGACCCCAUGUACCAGUUCUCCCUCAAGUACUUCAAACAGCUGUUCAACACCACCAUCGAGACGUCGGAGAAGAACAGCGACCUGACGGUGCGGCUGCAGACGCUGCUGGACCAGACGCUGCUGACCUCCUACACCAACGUGUCGCGGGGCCUGUUCGAGCAGCACAAGGCCAUCUACAGCUUCAUGCUGUGCGUGGAGGUCAUGCGGCAGAGAGCGGAGGUGUCCGACGCGGAGUGGCAGCACCUGCUCCGGGGCGCCGUCGGCCUCGAUAAGGAGCACAAGGCGAAGCCCGAUGUCCCCUGGCUGGCAGACGAUACAUGGGAGACCUGCUGUGACCUGGAGGACAGGUUGCCCUGCUUCAAGGGCAUCACAAACGACAUUGUGGGCACAAACAUCUCCAUCACUUUGGGGCGCCUGAAGGUCAGCAUAAAUCCGGAGUCGUGGGAGGGCUACGUGACGGAUCUACCACCACUGUCAGAGGAUACAAAGGGGGACCAGUCUGGUGCCGUCAGGGGUCACUGGGACCUGAGGCUGGGUGCCUUUCAGAAACUCAUCCUCAUCAAGAGCUUCAUGGAGGAGAAGGUGGUGUUCGCGGUGACACAGUUUGUCAUUGUCAGUUUGGGGAAGCAGUUUGUGGAGAACCCUCCAGUGGACCUGGCCACCCUCUACAAUGACAUGUCCCCCUCAACCCCGCUGGUCUUCAUCCUCAGCACCGGGUCCGACCCCAUGGGUGCCUUCCAGAGGUUCGCCAAGGAGAGAGGCUACCUGAGCAGGGUGGAGUCCAUAUCCCUGGGACAGGGACAGGGUCCGAUUGCGGAGCAGAUGAUCCGGGACGCGCUGCGAUCGGGCAACUGGAUCUUCCUGCAGAACUGCCAUCUGGCCGUGUCCUGGAUGCUGGCAAUGGAGGAGCUUAUCAAGACCUUCACCGAGCCCGGUACAAUCAUCCAUGAGAACUUCAGGCUUUUCUUAAGCUCAAUGCCAACCAAAGUGUUCCCGGUGACAGUGCUGCAGAACUCUGUCAAGGUGACCAACGAGCCUCCGAAGGGCCUGCGGGCCAAUGUGCGGAGAGCCUUCACCGAGAUCACCAACAGCUUCUUCGAGGAGCACGUCCUGGCGCGGCAGUGGAGAAAGAUGAUCUUCGGAGUCUGCUUCUUCCACGCCAUCAUCCAGGAAAGGAAGAAAUUUGGACCUUUGGGAUGGAACAUCCGCUACGAGUUUAAUGACAGUGACAGGGAGUGCGCCCUGCUGAACCUCAACCUGUAUUGCCAGACGGGAGACAUUCCCUGGGACGCGCUUAUCUACAUCACAGGGGAGAUCACAUACGGGGGCCGGGUGACGGACGCCUGGGACCAGCGUUGCCUCCGCACAAUCCUCAAAGGCUUCUUUUCCCCGCCCACACUGGAGGAGGGCUACGCCUACUCGACAUCAGGGAUAUAUUUCGCUCCCGAGGCAGACCGUUUGCAAGAUUACAAAGAAUACAUUGAGAACCUGCCUUUGAUUGAUGACCCAGAGAUCUUUGGAAUGCAUGAAAAUGCCAAUCUGGCUUUCCAGCGGCAGGAGACCAUGACUGUCAUCAGCACCAUCCUGGAGGUGCAGCCUCGGUCAUCUGCGCAAGGAGGCGGGAAGAGCAAUGACGAGAUCGUGCACGAGCUCGCCGACUCCAUACUGGGAAAGCUCCCCGAGAAGCUGGACAUGGAUGGAGCAGCGGCGAGUCUGUUCACGAAAGACGCAAACGGCCGCGUGAACUCUCUCACCACGGUGCUGGGGCAGGAAGUGGACCGCUUCAACAACCUGCUCAGAGUGCUGAGGACCUCUCUGUCCACGUUGCAGAAGGCUAUUGCAGGGCUGGUGGUGAUGUCCGAAGAGAUGGAGCGCAUCUACAACAGCUUCCUCAACAACCAGGUGCCCAGCCACUGGGCCAACGCGGCGUACCCCUCGCUGAAGCCCCUGGGCAGCUGGGUCAAAGACCUGGCCCUCAGGACCAGCUUCAUCCAAAACUGGAUCAUGCAGGGCCAGCCCAAGUCCUUUUGGAUUUCUGGCUUUUUCUUCCCUCAAGGCUUUCUCACCGGCACUUUGCAGAACCAUGCCAGGUCGUACAAUCUCCCCAUCGAUGAGCUCAACUUCCGCUUCAACAUGGUCCCUGCAUACCGUGACCAGGGCGCAGUCAGCGAGGCGCUGAAGACCCUGCCGUCUGGCAGCGAGCUGGAGAUGGACGCAGAGUUGCCCACUCCUGAGGACGGAGUGCUGGUCCAUGGUAUGUACAUGGAUGCCAGUCGCUGGGACGACGAGAACAUGGUGAUUGAGGACGCGUUGCCGAGGGUGAUGAACCCCAUGUUGCCGGUGGUCCACUUCGAGCCUCAGCAGAACUACGUUCCUGACGAGUCCCUCUACCAUGCCCCGCUGUACAAGACCUCUGAGAGGGCAGGGACCCUGUCCACCACUGGGCACUCGACCAACUUUGUUGUGACGGUGAUGCUCCCCUCCAACCGACCCAGUGACUACUGGAUCUCCAAAGCCUCAGCCUUGCUGUGUCAACUCAGCGAGUGACUACAGGUCCCAGAACAGUGCUCUCACCACACAGGCUGUGACCAAAGGCGCGGCCAUCACUCCUGCUACUGGUCUGAGAUUAUUGCACUUUUAUUCUAUUAUUUAACCAUAUCUCCCGGAAUUGAAUGUGCCUGAAUUAAACCUGAAUAAAUUUAUCUCAUAAUUUUCUUGUGCUUUUGAUUGUAU